Molecule: messenger RNA, 237 nt
Organism: Perkinsus marinus ATCC 50983
Lineage: Eukaryota; Perkinsozoa; Perkinsida; Perkinsidae
Exons: 2
Coding region: 1-237 (78 amino acids)
Source: RefSeq, a predicted model, not a curated record
AUGCGCGAUUCGAUGAACACCUACAACAACAUGGUCAACAGAUGUUUCGCCACUUGCAUUAGAAGUUUCCAGGAGAAGAAAGUCAACGCAGAAGAGAUGGACUGUACUAAAAGAUGUGUGACGAAGUUCGUGGGGUAUUCUCAACGGGUGGCGUUGCGGUUUGCGGAGCACAACGCUGAGCAGGCCAAGAUUUUGCAAGAUAACGAAUCGAGGGGAAAUACGGCGGAGUUGAGCUAG